Messenger RNA from Exophiala dermatitidis NIH/UT8656, 1710 nucleotides. Its product is annotated as mitochondrial processing peptidase. Gene Ontology annotation, molecular function: metalloendopeptidase activity; metal ion binding. The record is from RefSeq and is a predicted model, not a curated record. Lineage: Eukaryota; Fungi; Ascomycota; Eurotiomycetes; Chaetothyriales; Herpotrichiellaceae. Bases 1 to 1710 code for a protein of 569 amino acids. Gene Ontology annotation, cellular component: mitochondrion. The transcript is spliced from 2 exons.
AUGCGCUCCGCUGCUGCAAAGUCUUUGCGCAAUGCAAGGGUGGUUGCGAAACCCUCGAGAGCGUUGGCAAGGAAUUAUGCCACUGUCAGAGAUCCUCUACAAAAAGACCCAGUCGAGCUAGAUCAAAUCACUGAACUACCGAACGGAGUUCGAAUUGCCUCCGAGUCAUUACCAGGUCCAUUUUCGGGAGUGGGCGUCUACAUCGACGCAGGAUCGCGAUAUGAGGACGAGUCACUCCGGGGGGUCAGCCAUAUCGUGGACAGAUUGGCUUUCAAAUCAACCAAACAACGGUCCGCAGAUCAGAUGCUGGAGGCUCUGGAAGCCUUGGGGGGCAACAUUCAAUGCGCAUCUUCAAGAGAAGCCCUGAUGUACCAGUCCGCAACCUUUAAUUCCGCCGUUCCCGAUACCAUCGCCCUGCUCGCUGAAACGAUCCGCGACCCCCUAAUCACUGAUGAAGAAGUGCAACAACAGCUGGAAACGGCCGAAUAUGAGAUACAGGAAAUUUGGUCCAAGCCGGACCUAAUCAUUCCGGAAUUGCUGCACAUGGCUGCCUACAAGGAUAACACCUUGGGCAACCCUCUGCUUUGCCCUCGGGAAAGACUACCCUACAUCACAAGAGGGCUGAUUGAAAAAUACCGUAAUCUUUUUUACAAGCCCGAGCGCAUAGUGGUGGCAUUCGCGGGCAUUGAGCACGAAAAGGCCGUUCGCCUGGCAGAAAAAUACUUUGGGGACAUGCCUCGCGGAAACAAACCCUCGGUGGCACAGGAUAAUGCUCAGCCGUCUACAGCUGAAUCCCCAACCGCCAGCACGCAGUCCGAGACGCCCUCCACGCCUUCAGCUACUAGCCGAUUUCUUUCCAAAAUCCCCGGUCUCAGCAAUUUCUCGACUUCAGCUCCUCAUCAAGCAACCGUAUCUCCACUGGAUCCAUCGCUUCUCCAAUCUGCGCCUGUCUCUCCUCUCACUCAGCCAUCCCACUAUACGGGUGGCUUUCUCGCACUUCCACCGUUGCCUCCUCCACAGAACAACCUUUCCAUCCCUUUGUCGCACGUUCACAUUGCCUUCGAGGCCCUGCCUAUUUCGUCCGAGGAUAUAUAUGCGCAGGCUACAUUGCAGACUCUCCUUGGUGGAGGCGGCUCUUUCUCUGCUGGUGGUCCUGGCAAGGGCAUGUACUCGCGACUGUAUACCAAUGUUCUCAACCAACACGGGUGGGUGGAGAGCUGCGUUGCCUUCAACCAUAGCUACACAGACAGCGGUCUGUUUGGCAUCGCAGGGGCAUGUGAACCCGGCAGGGUUGGACACAUGGUAGACGUUAUGUGUCGCGAGCUACAAGCACUGACGCUCGAGUCCGGGUUUCCCAGUCUCCAGCUGGCGGAGGUCAAUCGAGCGAAGAACCAGCUGCGGUUCAGUCUUCUGAUGAACCUCGAGUCGCGGCUGGUGGAGCUGGAGGAUCUUGGCAGACAAGUCCAGGUCCAUGGCCGCAAGGUCGGUGUGAAGGAGAUGUGCGCCAAGAUCGACGCCUUGACUGUGACGGAUCUGCGUCGCGUGGCGAAGCAGAUAUUGACCGGGCAGGUGCAUAACCGGGGCCAUGGUACCGGAGCACCCACGGUGGUCAUCCAAGAGGGUGAAGACGGGUCUGGCAAGAAGAUCAGACAGAUCCCCUGGGAGGAUGUGCAGUCGCGGAUAGCUAGGUGGAAGCUGGGAAGGAUGUAA